UUCGACCCGGGAGCACGGCGUGGAAGGCGUGUUCCCCGGCUCUGCGGCCCGGACACCGGCUUCCUUCUCUCCUUACCCUGCGCUCCCGCCUGGGUUCUCGGGGCGGGGGGUGGAGGGAAGGGGCGAAGGAGGAGGCGGUGAAAGCGGGGUGAAGGGCGGAGUGGUCCCGGCGCGGGCGAGGCGCGCUGCCUCGCGCUCUCUCUCCCCCGCCGGGUGCCUCGGCCCGGGGCGCGCGGGGCUCCGGCCGCCCGCACUAUGCAGGCGGACUGCUGGCCGCCGCGAUGGCAGGCCGGGUGGUGCUGAGAGCCGGGCGCUGCCCGCAGUGUCCCCGAGUCCGGCCCGCCGCCCCCGUCAGGGCGGCGCUCCCCCUCUCCCGCCUCCUCUCUCGCGGCCCCAACCCCUCCUCCUCCGCGCCCUCCUCUUCCUCCUUGGCCUCCUCCUCCAUGCCUCUGUUCCUCCUGCUCUUACUUAUCCUGCUUCUGCUGCUAGAGGACACCGGAGCCCAGCAAGGUGAUGGAUGCGGACACACUGUACUAGGCCCUGAAAGUGGAACUCUUGCGUCUAUAAACUACCCGCAGACCUAUCCCAACAGUACCGUUUGCAAAUGGGAGAUCCGUGUCAAGAUGGGAGAACGAAUUCGGGUCAAAUUGGGUGAUGUUGACAUUGAAGAUUCUGAUUCUUGUCAUUUUAGUUACUUGAGAAUUUAUAAUGGAAUUGGACUUGGCAGAACAGAAAUAGGUAAAUACUGUGGUCUGGGGUUACAAGUGAACCAUUCAAUUGAAUCAAAAAACAAUGAAAUUACAGUGCUGUUCAUGAGUGGAAUCCAUAAUUCUGGACGAGGAUUUUUGGCUGCAUACUCAGUUAUAACUAAACAAGAUCUAAUUACUUGUUUGGACAUUGCAUCCAACUUUUUGGAACCUGAGUUCAGUAAGUACUGCCCACCUGGUUGUCUCCUUCCUUUUGCUGAGAUAUCUGGAACAAUUCCUCAUGGAUAUAGAGAUUCCUCACCAUUAUGUGUGGCUGGUAUACAUGCAGGAGUAGUGUCCAAUGUGUUGGGUGGCCAAAUCAGUGUUGUAAUUAGUAAAGGCAUCCCGUACUAUGAAAGUUCUUUGGCCAACAACGUCACAUCUGUGGUGGGACACUUGUCUACAAGUCUUUUUACGUUUAAGACAAGUGGUUGUUAUGGAACACUGGGAAUGGAAUCUGGUGUGAUCGCUGACCCUCAGAUAACAGCAUCAUCUGUAUUGGAGUGGACUGACCAAACAGGGCAGAAGAACAGUUGGAAACCUGAAAAGGCCAGACUUAAAAAACCUGGACCUCCUUGGGCUGCUUUUGCCACUGAUAAAGAUCAGUGGUUACAAAUAGAUCUGAAUAAGGAAAAGAAGAUAACAGGCAUUAUCACUACUGGAUCAACCAUGAUAGAACACAAUUAUUAUGUAUCUGCCUACACCAUUCAGUACAGUGAUGAUGGGCAGAAAUGGACUGUGUACAGUGAGCCUGGGACGGAGCAGUGUAAGAUAUUUCAAGGAAACAAAGAUUAUCACCAGGAUGUGCGUAAUAACUUUUUACCACCAAUUAUUGCACGUUUUAUUAGAGUGCACCCUACCCAGUGGCAGCAGAAAAUUGCCAUGAAAGUGGAACUGCUUGGCUGUCAGUUUAUUCCUAAAGGUCGUCCUCCAAAACUUACUCAACCUCCACCGCCCCCGAAAAACGAUAUUAAAAACACCACAACCCCUCCCAGAAUAGCCAAAGGUCGUGCCCCAAAAUAUUCUCAACCAUUACAGCCUCGCAGUAGUAAUGAAUUUCCUGUACACACAGAACAAACAACUAUCACUCCUGAUAUCAAAAAUACAACCAUAACUCCAAAUGUAACCAAAGAUGUAGCGCUGGCUGCUGUUCUUGUCCCUGUGCUAGUCAUGGUCCUCACUACUCUUAUCCUAAUAUUAGUAUGUGCUUGGCAUUGGAGAAACAGAAAGAAAAAAACUGAAGGCACCUAUGAUUUACCUACUUGGGACCGGGCAGGUUGGUGGAAAGGAAUGAAGCAGUUUCUCCCUGCCAAAUCAGUGGAACAUGAGGAAACCCCAGUUCGCUACAGCAGUAGUGAAGUUAAUCACUUGACUCCAAGAGAGGUCACCACAGUGCUACAAACUGACUCUGCAGAGUAUGCACAACCACUUGUAGGAGGAAUUGUGGGUACGCUUCAUCAGAGAUCAACCUUUAAACCAGAAGAAGGAAAAGAAGCAGGCUAUGCAGACCUGGAUCUUUACAACUCUCCAGUGCAGGAAGUUUACCAUGCAUAUGCUGAACCACUCCCAAUCACGGGGCCUGAAUAUGCAACCCCAAUUGUCAUGGACAUGUCAGGACGCCCCACAGCUUCAGUUGGUCUACCCUCUACAUCCACUUUCAAAACUGCAGGGAACCAGCCUCCUUCUUUAGUGGGAACUUACAACACACUUCUCUCCAGGACUGACAGCUGCUCCUCAGCCCGAGCCCAGUAUGAUACCCCUAAAGGUGGGAAGCCAGGUCCAGAUGCCCCAGAAGAACUGGUGUAUCAGGUGCCACAGAGCACACAGGAAGUACCAGGAGCAAGAAGGGAUGGGGAGUAUGAUGUCUUUAAAGAAAUCCUUUGAAGAUGAUGCUGCUUGUUACAAAGCAUCAAUUUAAAGCACAUGGCCUUUUAAAAAAAAUUAUUAGUGGUAGUAAUAUAUAGAAUGUCUUAAAUAUCUGUCACUGAAGUGGUUGGGAAAAUGUGGCCAAGGUACAGGAAACUACUUAUCUUGCCAUCUUGCUUUAAAGGUGUUACUGUGGCACAGUUACUACUUGCCUGUUAAAUUUUCAACUUGUUUAUUACUACUGUAAAACACUAUUUUUAAUACAGAAAAAGACCCCUAUAAUGCACUUCAAAGAAACUGAAAAUCACUGAGAGUAUUUAUUACCAAUGCUGCAGGUACAUUAAUGAGCUUGAGUUGGUUCUGUAAGCCUGAUGGGCAAUACGCAUGGUACUGUUCUUGAAAUAUCUAAUGGCUUGAAAUUUUCCUUUUGUGAAAGGUGGGUACUAUUAUGUUUGCCUCCUUUUCUAUUCCUGAAUUGCAUCCUGGACUUUAAUAGUGAUAUAGCAUUGUUUUGAUUGUAGCCAUACACACUUCUGUCUUAAGAAGACUGGUGGCUAGGAAGCUGACUUGUAAUGAGGUGGGUUACUAACUCGUCACUUGCUGACACUCUGAGAGCUUUAAGACUUCAUGGUAGAGGACCUGGUCUCCACUCUGCUCCUUCCAAUGGGGCCCUUCAUGGCUGGCCCAUUUCGUGUUCAUAAAAUGUUUGUGUUUUUUUGUAGUUAAUACUUGUUUUAUCAAUCUCAUGAGGUCAGAUCCUCUGAUAUCUUUAUACUUUGUGAAAAUAGGAAAAGGAAUUUAAAAUUUAGAAAAGCUGUAAAGAAGAUUCUCUCUGUACACUCAGAAAUAAUAUAAAUUACCAUGAAAACAAAAAAGUGACCAGAGGUAUCCUCUGGUUUUACACACACACACACAGAAUCUCAAGGUGUGUUAUGAUUUUAGUCAAAUAAUUUUAAUUUCAGUUUUCCUCAGUAAAAUUUGGUAAGAAAUAGAAACCCAAUGUGUAUCCUGCGGUACAGUGUGGUUGCAUCUUUUGUGUAUAGUAAGGUUUGUGAGUAGUUAUUUGUGUUACACCUAGGGAACAGAUGUAAUAGCAUCCUAGCAAAUGAAAUUGGUGUCUCCCAGCAACUCUUAGUCACCAUUUGUUCAUGACCUGCCCAGAACCUGUUUUAGAUGGGAUGAAUUAGAAGUCAUAUGUAAUGUAUUUAUUAUCCUGUAGUACAGAAACUAUGUCUAAACAUCUUAGACUGGCAAGACGAAUUAAGUUCACUGUGUGAUAAAAAUAUAUAAAUUUGACUUUCUCUCUUCCAUGAAUCUUGGCUGAUAGACUUGAUGUAAAAAAAAAAUGUACUUAAUUUUUUUUAUUAGUACAUGUUUGCAAUACAUAAUGUUUACAUUCCUUGUAUGGAGUUGGUUCAGGUACAUAUGAGAAAAAUCAAAUUAUAAAUAGAAUAAAAUAAAAGAUAAUAGUAGUAAGGAGAUAGAUCUUUCUAAAAUGUACUUGCCCUUUAGAUUCUAGAGUUCUGAUUUAUGCCACCAAUUAUUUUGUUGCCAGCAUUCACUAAAUUUGAAUAAAGAUGAACAGUAUUCAUUUUGCCUGCAUCUAUAUUAGUACUGUAUUCUAAAAACUGCAUCAAAAAAGAAUUAUUUCUACAGCUUCCUUGCCUUCUCCUUCUAAUAUUUUUGUUUUAUUCACGUUUUUUUUUCUUUGUGUGUGUAUGUGUGUGCUUUUCCUUUGUCAAACUUUGAGGCACAAUUUCAGUCAUUGAAAAAUCAAUGCAUAUUUUGUUUCAAGAUAUUUGACACAAAAAGCACAGCUGUUCAACUUUUAUUAACCAUGUACGAAUGUGUGAAGCACAUGUAUUAAUGCAGCUUUCUCCUUUCAGGUGGGAACAGAGUAAACCAAUUGCUUUAUUUUUAAUUCAUCCUUAAUACACAGAGAAUACACUUUUUCUCAAGUCGUGUACCUGUUUAAAGCUUUAAGAAAUGUUUUCAAUAAUUUUCAUUUUCCCAAAGAAACCUGCUAUUUUGUAUAAUUGUGUGCCCUGAUCACUUUUCCCUGAAGCUUGCUUUUUUUUUGUGGGAAGCAAAAUUUUCUGAAAUGAUCCAUAUUUUAACACUACAUUCAUAUUGUCACUGUGUUGUCCUUGAACUACCAAUGAUUUUAAUAAAGUACUUAGUUUUUACUAUUUUUAUAUAUUUUACUUUUCAGAUGAAGAGCUGAGCCUGAUCCAAAUAUUUUUUGUUUUAUUUUGUACUUUUUAGUUGUUUUUUCCUAUUAGUUUUUUUUGUUUAAUAUAUUUGUGUAUCUGAUAUAUAGUUCAAAUAUAUAUCAGACUAUGUCUGUACACACACAUACAGCCUUGGAGACAAUCAAGUAACAACUGAAAAUGUGAAGAUGACCAUUUUUUAAAAAUAAAAGUCCCUUGAAUGUUUAUUCUUUGCUUGAAACAUUUAAGACUUUAGUCACUGUGAUUUGGUUUACGGUUUUAGUUUUUUUUUUUCCCCCUCUAACAAUACAGUUACAGAAAUAGAAGAGUUAUGGCAAGUGUGACCACUAGACAUUUUAUAAAAUUAUGCUGACUUGGGCUGUUACUGGGUUCUAGGAACCAGCAUAGUUAAAAACACCAUAAUCUAGAUAGAUCCUAUUACAUUUGCCAGGUCUAGUCUAGCUAUUUAAGUUCAUGUUUCACUGUUUGCACUUUGCAUUUAACAGUGGGUUUACUCACUGAUGAAAGUGGUCCAAGUAGAGAAUUUAUGCAGAAUUAAAAGUACAUUAUGUCUGCCUUUCUCCCCUCACCCAGGGGUGAGUAGAAUAUGAGCUCAUUUAAAGAAUACGGCCUCCACGCUGCGGAGAGUGAUAAAGCCUGCGCUGCUUUGCCUUGGUGGUUCUACAUUGUCAGCUGGGGAGGAGAAGGGAUAUUGGAAACACCAUGUUGGAUGAGAUGACAGAACACUAUGUGUGUUCUACAGUACGUUAUGUAGAACACUGAAAACUUCCUUUAACUCUACCAACCGACCAGUCUCUGCUUAGGAAAAUAAUUAUUAGUUCUGCCUUUUGGUUUUGAACUUGAAGUCCCUAAACUGCAAACUCCAAGUAAGAGUUGGAUGGUUAUUGAAAUACUUUUAGGUCAACUGUGGCAUCAGUUCUCAUUUAAUCCAGUUUGUGACUAAGGGUUUUUUUUUUGUUUGUUUGUUGGCCCUGGGAACGGUGGAAGCAGAACCAUAUGUAUUGAAAUACACGCUAGAAGUAAAUGUGGUUUGGGCAUCAGUUAUAUUCUAGAAUGUACUUUUCUUACCUCGGCAUGUACUGUAGUCACUCAGUAUUUGUAUAUGUUGCUAGAUUUACAUUGUAUAAAUAGUGAGAUUUUAAUGUAUUCAUGUUUUUAAAAAUUGUGUAUAUGUGUCUUGCUCAGAUUAUUUGGCUUAAAUAAAUCAGCCUUGAAGUUUGUA
This is a messenger RNA of Cavia porcellus (domestic guinea pig), 6065 nucleotides long. RefSeq names its product discoidin, CUB and LCCL domain containing 2 (gene Dcbld2). Gene Ontology annotation, molecular function: signaling receptor activity. Lineage: Eukaryota; Metazoa; Chordata; Mammalia; Rodentia; Caviidae. Gene Ontology annotation, cellular component: plasma membrane. The transcript has 16 exons. Gene Ontology annotation, biological process: wound healing. The record is from RefSeq and is a predicted model, not a curated record. Bases 282 to 2630 code for a protein of 782 amino acids.